Molecule: messenger RNA, 1350 nt
Organism: Theileria equi strain WA
Lineage: Eukaryota; Apicomplexa; Aconoidasida; Piroplasmida; Theileriidae
Exons: 1
Coding region: 1-1350 (449 amino acids)
Source: RefSeq, a predicted model, not a curated record
AUGUAUAUCAAAAUGAGUUCAAAAUCUAAUUCAUCUGGUGUUAAGAAGGCUUCAUUAUUUUUUGUAGGCUUAAGUUUAUUGCAACCUUUGCGUGUGGCUUUAAAUGCCGCCGUUUUUUCUAUUCGAAGGUUUGAGAUUAAUGAAUACUUUUUGAGCACAUAUGUAAAUAAAAUCCACAAUUCUAUGGAAUUAGCCUGUUUUCUUGGCGUGUUAUUAAUGAACAUUUAUGUCUUGAUAGGCAUCCCUGGAACAGAUGCAGUCGCCGUUGCAGUAAACUGGUUAACAUGUGUUAUGAACCUUUUGCUUUUAUAUUCUUACACUAUGGAUGGAUAUAGUGGCAAUUUGAGUGUAUUUUACUGGGUGUUGGUUUUUUCAGCACUGGCAUACGGGCUCAAUCAAAUUUGCGUAUUCAAGUAUGCGGGAAAAGAUGUUCCAUUCUUCAUUGCCGCCAUACCCGUUUCCGGAAUUCUUGUGUCAAUAUACCACUUUGUAUUCCUACAUUUUUUUGAAGGCAAAGGUAUCGAUAUCGACUACUGGAUCGUCAUUGGGCAAAUUGGAAUUGGAGCGGUUAUAUCAAUCGUUUCCUCAAUAUUGUGGUCUAUAGCAUUUGGCCAGGCAGAUUGCCCUGCCAUUUCUACCACUACCACUACUGGAGAAAAUGGGAAAAAUGAGAGCUUUGGUGCGAUCAAAAAUGCAAUAUCCCCAAUGUUAAUGUGUGCCGUAGGACUUGGUCUAGUGUAUGCAGUAUACCCGGGUAUAGCGCCAUAUCAGUUAGUUGUAGUGGAGCAUGCACACAAAAUAGACAUGAUUGUGAUGAUACUAUGUGCUUUUCCUGCAGCGAUUAUUUGUCUGAUAUCGGAAUUGACCACAGGUGGACCCAAUCAAAAAUGGGAAGGUGGAAUAGCAUUCUGGCAUUUCACGUGGGUUUUCGCCAUAAUUUAUGUAAUGUGCCCAGUUUUAUUUCUGAUAAGUUUGCAUUAUAAAACUUCUGCAAUCUCCCGUGCGAUUAUCGGGAGACCAGUAGUGGCUGGAAUAUUGACCGUUACCUUUGUCUUUUGUCAAAGUGUUUUAAUAACGAUUGGAUUUAGCGGUGUUGACGCAAAUUCUAACGGUAAAGUUGCAGCCUUUAAUACGCUAUUGGCCCUCCUUAUCAUGAACAUUUUUGAAUUCCUCGGUGAUGGUUAUGUAACGGCUUACAGGAGUUAUAGUAGGAAAGAAUGGCCCACGGAUGGUUUGAGUAAUUAUGACGCAGUUUUGUUUUGGUUAUCGCGUGCUUCAAUUAAUGCAGUAUCUAGUGUAAAAUCUUCAUUUGCUCUCGACAUAAGAUCACAGUUUGCUGAUCCAAUGUAA